AUGAGCUGCCGCGCGGCGCCGUGGAGCCGCCCGUCGCACAUCGCCGGGCCGCGUGUGCCCACCACGGCGCGGCCGCGCUUCGCACUUGGAAGUAGGAAUCUAUGGAAGAACUCAUGGACAAUUGGUGCUGGUGUUUCAAAUAUGUUUGCGCUGCCAUCAAUGCUGUUUAGGUGCAUGGCUUCAAGUGGCUCUGGUGAUGGUGGUUUUGCUCGGUCUACAUCGACUGAUGAAGCAGUAACACCGUUGCCGUUAUACUCUUGGCCAGAUAAGCAGAGACCACGAGUGUGCAUUUUAGGUGGUGGAUUUGGAGGCCUGUACACUGCUUUAAGACUUGAUUCUCUUGUGUGGCCCAAUGAUAAGAGGCCUCAGGUUCUUCUGGUUGAUCAAUCUGAUAAAUUUGUAUUUAAACCCAUGUUGUAUGAGCUAUUAUCAGGAGAAGUGGAUGUCUGGGAGAUAGCUCCAUCUUUUACAGAGUUGCUGAAAAGCACAAGUGUUCAAUUUGUGAGAGAUAGUGUAAAGCUUCUGCGCCCUUCUGAUCACUUUAGAAGAGGACCUGGAGAACCAUGCACUGGUGGAGUUGUUCAUCUGGAAAGUGGCACUGUCAUUGAAUAUGAUUGGCUCGUUCUAGCUUUAGGGGCUGAAGCUAAAAUUGAUGUUGUUCCCGGUUCAGCUGAAUAUGCACUUCCUUUCACGACAUUAGAGGAUGCUUUGAGGGUUGAAAGCAAGUUGAAAAUGCUAGAGAGGAAAAGGUUUGGUAGGAGUUCCCCUACUAUUGAGGUGGCAAUUGUGGGGUUGGGCUAUUCCGGUGUUGAAUUAGCUGCGACUAUAUCUGAGAGAUUAAAAAACACCGGGACUGUAAAGGCAAUAAAUGUUCAAACAACCAUAUGUCCCACUGCUCCACAAGGAAAUCGUGAUGCUGCUCUGAAGGUUCUUGAGUCUCGGAAUAUUCAGCUUUUCUUGGGAUAUUUUGUGAGCUGCAUUAAAGAGGCUUCUACAUCUGAUGAUUCUAGUAGCACAGUUACGUACUCUGAAGUUGACGGUGAUAAUAGGAAACUAAUUUUGGACCUUCAACGUGCUGAAAGAGGCCUCAAAGGCCAGACUCUUGAGGCUGAUUUGGUGCUGUGGACAGUGGGUUCAACAUCUCAGAUUCCCCGGUUACAGCCUCCUGAUGCCCCCUAUGUUAUUCCUCUGAAUGGUCGGGGACAGGUGGAGACAGAGGAAACCCUUCAAGUAAAAGGUCAUCCCCGGACAUUUGCGAUUGGUGAUUCAGCAGCUCUAAGGGAUCCAUCAGGCAAACUCCUCCCAGCCACUGCACAGGUUGCUUUUCAACAAGCAGAUUUUGCUGGAUGGAAUCUCUGGGCGGCAAUAAAUGAUCGGCCUCUCCUGCCAUUCAGGUUCCAAAACCUUGGUGAGAUGAUGACACUUGGUAGAAAUGAUGCCGCGGUAACAGCAAGUUUCAUUGAAGGACUGACCUUGGAAGGACCUCUAGGACAUGCUGCUCGGAAGCUCGUGUACUGCCUCAGAAUGCCCACGGAUGAACACCGGGUGAAGGUUGGAAUCAGCUGGUUCACAAAGACUGCAAUCGAUUCACUUGCCUCCGUGCAAAACGCAGUAAGUAAGACGCUCACAGGCUCAUGGACUGUACGGAUCUUAGGUGUAUAUGACCUGCGCAUUCCUGAACCGAAUGAGCUGGAGGACAGAUCGAUGUCCAUCCUAUGUACUACGUAA
Messenger RNA from Miscanthus lutarioriparius, 1728 nucleotides. Lineage: Eukaryota; Viridiplantae; Streptophyta; Magnoliopsida; Poales; Poaceae. The record is from the annotation of a GenBank genome assembly.